GAGCGGAGGAGGACGGGGGGAAGGAGGGAGGAGGGGAGGGAGCCCCCAACCUCCCUUCACGCCGAGAGGAAACACCCACCAACUUUCUGCAAACUUUCUUUUAAUGUUUGCGUGAAAAGUGCGACGCUUCGCCCGCGGGUCGAGAGGAGCCGCCGGCGCGACGGACGGCGACAUGUCGGGGAGAUCCGGCAGAUCCGGAGCCGCCUGGACGUGACUGGAGGAUGGAAGGAGAAAAAGAAACAGCUGAGGAGAAGGAGGAGGAGGAGGAGGAGGAGGAGAAUGAGCUUCAUCAUCACACAGCAGUCGCGUCCCCUCUGGAUUACCAAGACCAUCCCAUCAUGCAGUGGGAGGACUUGAGCCAGCGGAUCGCUGAGUUGGAGAAACAGGAGCAGGAGAGGAGGGAAAGGGUAAAGAGGGGGACGACGGGGAGAACGGAGGAGUUUCAGGGCGGAGAGUGGCGGCACCUCUGGGACGAGGAUGAGGAGGAUAACAGGAGGUGUCAAGUCGGCGUCAUCACGUCACGUUUUCACAAACACAGAAAUCUGCAGCUGUGCUUCAUCAACAACAGCGACAGCGAAGACGAGGAUGGAGGACACGACAAAAAGGUUCCCAGGGGAACGGGUCACAGUGGUUGCCAUGCCGCUGGGCUGAAACGGGAGGUGGCCACUGCGCUGAGAGCGCUGAGGGACAAAGUUCUGGCCGAGCAGAAGGAGAAGGAGCAUAUGACCGUCAGCAGCUGUGUUGCCAGCCGGAAACAUCUGGAGCGUUGGGAGCUGCAGGAGCGUUCGGCGCAGCAGCUCGGCAGCCUGAAAGCAUCGCUUCAACAGGAAGUUCAUGCUUUGAGCGCUGAACUCGUGACCCACCUGCUGGUACGAGACCAGCUGAGGACGAAGCAGGAUGCCAUGCUGUUGGACGUCCAGGACCUGACCUAAAACUGGACUGUCCACAAGAACUCAGACGAGUGGCUUCUCUGGGAACAGGUUGGGCUAAAGGUCCAGGUCUGCCCAGGAGACACUUACUUAAAACCAACCAGUUGGUUCAUUUAAACUAACAAAUAACCACCAAAAAAGACAACCGGAUGAUGUGGUUUAAUAACCCAAAAACCAGAUGGGGGACAGUUCACUCCAGCGGGAAUCCUCGAGAUCUACAAGUACGAACCACUAUCUUCACUUUAUCUUUUUUCCGUCCAGAAUUUGGAAAUUCCAGAAAAGAUGUUUAGAAAGGUUUCUGGGGAAGAUGUUUAGAGUCUAGAACAGGAGUAGCUGAUUCAUUUUAGAUGUGUCCCUGCUUAAACACAACCCUCUUAGAGAUGGCUGUGUCUUGAUGUAUUGAUACGAAUCUUUAAUUGGAAUCAGGUCUGUUGAAGUAGGGAAUUGCCCACCCCUGGUCUAAAAGAUGUCUAGAAAAGUUUCUGGAGAAGAUGUCUAGACAAGUCUUUGGAAAAGAUUAUUCUAGAAUCUAAAAGAUGUCUAGAAAGGUUUCUCUAGAGAUGUCUAGAAUCUAGAAGAGACUCCAGAAAGGUUUCUGGAGAAGAUGUCUAGACAAGUGUCUGGAAAAUGUUUUAAAAAAGUUGUCUAGAGUCUAAAAGAUGUUUAGAAAGGUUUGUGGAGAAGAUCUAGAAGUCUCUGGAGAAGAUGUUGACAGUCAAAGGAAGUCAGAAACAGUCACUAGCUUAAAUGCUACAUUCAGCUCCAUUUGUACAGUUUCCUUGAUGGUGAAACUGUACAAAUGUUGGUUAUGAUGUAAAGACAAACCUAAGUGGAAGAGUUUAUUUAGUAAUUUAGUUUAUUUAGUAAUAAAUUAUAUUAAAUGUCUAUAACGAUUGAUCAGGCGGACUGUUGGGCAUUUUUAUUAAUCUUUUUCCUCCGACGCCUGGAAGUAUCAAUAACUGAUUAACAGGCAGACAUGACGCUGCCCCUAGUUUUAUUUAAUAAAUUAAUUUGACAAUUUAUUUAUUACAUUUGUAUUAUAUAUUUUUAAACUGUUGUAUCUUAUCAUGCAAAGACAAAACCAGGAAAUCGACUCAACAAACCAGCCAGAGAAAGAAAUCUUCAUGAAUCGUCCAUCGGUUGAUUUCUAAAAUGAUCAGAACCGUCGUCAACCACAGAAAUGCGUGAUCCGGUUGCUCUCUCUGUUUUCAAUCAACAGCCCAAAAAUGAAAAAGUGACCGCUUAUUUGUCUUUAAAUCAGAUAUAAAGAAAAUGUUAGAAAAUUGGUUUAUUUUUCAUAUGGUCAAUUUCAGGCUCAGAUCAAAAAUACAAAAUGGAAGUAAUGGAUGGAUCAUUGAUUAUUGAUGGAUGGAGAUAACCAUCACUGCUAGAAAAACUAACGUCAGGUCACAUAAACUCAAACUUAGUCCUGUGGCCCAGUUCUGUGGUUAAAACUCUGCUACUUCUAAAACUCGGCAGAAAACUGUAUUACUUUUAAAAGAAGUUCAAUUUAUCUGGAAUAAAAGUAGGAUCAAGUUACAAGACGCCUGUGAAGGAGAGACUUCAAGCAGGAGCACCGUAAUUCCUCCAAAACACUAAAAUCUUUGCAAACGUUCACUCACACGGACGUGCGUGAGCGCCACCGUUCAUUCACUUUGAAUGUGGUGAAGCCAAGCGUCGCCGAACUGAAUUGUGGGUUCUGUGUGUGAUGGAGGAAAUGAUGCUUCUGUCAAAAGUUGAGGAAUUGUCAUCUUUUCACACUUCACUGAGCGUCUCAGCCAAUCAGAUUGCUGCUACACUGUUAGCGCUAGCCAAUGACAUGAAAGCUGAUUUCAGGUAAAUAAUGAACAAGUGAUGGGAUCUGGAUAAAUGUGAUGGACAGAAUUCACGGAAAAGGCAGGGAAUGUUGAAAACGUAGCGGCGACAACGUGCGCCUGACCUCCAAUAGGAACUCUGCACAUUCACAAGCCAUUAGCUCCGCCCACUAGUAAGCCUCCAAGAAAUUGACCAAUAAGAACGCACCUAAACCACAUCCGUUGGUCUUCCAGGAACAGUUUCCCCUUGUGAUUCUCAUCUGGGAAAUAAUUAAGUCAUUUACGGGACUUUGGAGUCCAACUGGUGCAAAGCUACUUUAUUAAGUCGACUAAAUAAGCAGAAGUUAGUCCCUUCAUAUAGGAUAAAACAAAACCUAAAACAUUCAAAUAAAUUAAAUUAAAUUAUGGUUGUUAAAAGUUUAAAUUAAAGAUGUUCCGUUAAAGUUUAAAGUUAGCCGAUUAUAAAGAAAGUGUUGAGACAGUUAGUUUCAAGGUAGCUUUUCAUGGUUUUUGAUGUGAAACAAACUUGUUUUACUGAAGAAAAAGGGAUAAAAUCUUUAGUCGUCUGCAAAGAAUAAAACAUCAGAAGCUUUAGGCGUUUUUUUAUUGAGAUAGAUGUGGUGAUUAUUGUUGGAAAACCAAGCUGGGCGGUCCUCAGGUAAGAGUUUAGUUUGUUUUCAGGCGUUUAAGCGUAGCAAAGCGGGAUCUCCUCAGGUAGGAAGACCCGUCCCCAGUCCCGUCCCUCUGUCAUCGCUUCCGUCCAGCAAUCUGUUACCUACUCAGGUUUGAAGUCUUUGGGAUCAAAGAUGAUUCUGAAGUCACCAAGAUGUGUUUUCCUUUUUCUACAAAAAACUGACACUACUUCUACAAAAAAACGUUUUAUUAGAGACGUGUCUUUGUGUAAAAAAAUCAUUAAAAGCAUCUGUUCAAAGCGGAUCUUCGUAUUAAAUACAUACACAACUAGGAUACAGCUGCGCAGGUUGAGACAGUUCAGUCUCAGACUGAAGUUUUGUUUUGUUAAGGAUUAAUUGUAAUCGUCAGUUUUAACAUGAACUCUUCUUGUAUGUGUAGCGGUAGGACAGAUUUCAUUUUAUUUUAUUGCUUUAAUGUUACAAUCGGUGGUUUUACUUCUUGAAACGCGUAAGGGAUUCUCAACUAAACUUAAUUUUGCCACGUUUUACAGUCCCAUUUUCUACAUUUUCUGACUUUCAAGGGUCCAAAUUUUCUUAAACUAUCAGGUACUGAAUUUCCAGGUCAUCUAAUAACAAUAACAAUAAUAAUAAUAAUUGCUCUGGAGUCAUGUUCUGGGGGUCUCAAAAGCACCUAGUAACAAUCUGUACGCUAUAUAAAUAUAAUUUAACUGAAUGUAGCUGUCAUUUUAAAAGGUGCAGGUUUGAUUAGACAGUAAACAAAAGGUUUUUAAGGUUUUUUUUUUAAACAACUUCCUGCUUCCACCAGCAGAAAUCUGCACAUUGGUUGUCUAAACUCUGACCCCAGAUCAGCCCUGCCCCCUUACAUCAGUUCAAAAACGAACAUCCUCCAACGGACCGGUCAGUAAGUCCCACCCUCCUUAGUUACUCUGUUGCUAACUGACAAUCUCUCAGUGUGACAGUUUUACGAUGGACAGAUUUACUGUCUGUGAAAACUUUGUCCCAAGAUGUUUUGGACACUAUAGGACCACCUUCCAUGGAGGAACGUUCAGAUGGACUUAAAUAUGUCCUGGAGGGAAAACGUAGAGGGUGAGGGGCCUCAUCUUACUGUUGUCAUGGUAAACGAUGACUGACACAAGUAGAAGAUUAAGACUGCUUGAUCUAACAGACAAGGACAUUUUUUUUUACUUACAAAUCAUAGUAAAACGAGUGUUGUGGUGGUGAUGGACAUGAGCAGAGAUCAAAUCUGGGACGGGAUUGUGGUUUUCCUUCUGGUCCAGUUUAUGGUCUCAUCUUGUUUACUUUAAAUAUAAGGGAAUAAUCCACUGAAUGAAGAAAAGUGUGUGUGAGGACGUUUAUGACGUAUAAUUCUACAAAAAGCCCUGGACAUUUUCAGGACAUUUCUUCUAAACUUUAUCCACAACUGUUCAAUUUAUUGAACGUAAGAAAUGUGCUGCUGUUCAUCCUUUUAAGCAGCUGAGCGUUAUAUUCAUAAGACAAGUCAUGUAACGGUAAAAAAUGUGUGUUCGCUACUUUUUGUUCACAUACAAAUGUCUAAAAUCACAUUUAAUUGUGCGUUUGUGAACGAGGUAAUGGCAUGUUUCUGUCAGUGAAACAGUUUAAAGAGCAUAAAACUAAAAAGUGAUCAAUAAUACUUUUUUUUCAUCACUGUGAGUAUUUUUAAAUUGUAAAAGUUACAAAUGUAUUUCUAAGUGCAAACAUUAAAUCUGAAAUAUAUUUUAAGA
Molecule: messenger RNA, 5138 nt
Organism: Cololabis saira (Pacific saury)
Lineage: Eukaryota; Metazoa; Chordata; Actinopteri; Beloniformes; Belonidae
Product: schwannomin-interacting protein 1
Exons: 7
Coding region: 222-932 (236 amino acids)
Biological process (GO): positive regulation of hippo signaling
Cellular component (GO): plasma membrane; cell junction
Source: RefSeq, a predicted model, not a curated record